AUGACUGAAGGCACAUCAGUGACUGCACAUGUCCUCAAGAUGAUUGACUACACUGAAAAAUUGGGCCAAUUAGAAUUUGUAAUGAAUCAUGAGUUAAAUGUUGAUUUGAUCUUACAGUCAUUGCCUGAUGCAUAUUUAUAUGUCGUGUUAACGUACCACAUGAACAAAGUGGAGACUACAUUGCCCGAGUUAUUGAAUAUGCUCAAGGAUGCUGAAGCCAACCUUAAGAAGGAUAAAGGCCAAGUGCUCAGGAUUGCCCCUAAUUCCUCUAAGGCUAAGAUUAGAAAAUCUAAAUCUAAAUUCAAGAAGAGGAAGCAAGCAACCAAGCCAACUAGUGGUGUAAGCAAAAAUAAGGACAAGGCAAAGGGCAAAUGCUUCCAUUGUAACAAAUAG
Molecule: messenger RNA, 393 nt
Organism: Coffea eugenioides
Lineage: Eukaryota; Viridiplantae; Streptophyta; Magnoliopsida; Gentianales; Rubiaceae
Exons: 1
Coding region: 1-393 (130 amino acids)
Source: RefSeq, a predicted model, not a curated record